Messenger RNA from Hippoglossus stenolepis (Pacific halibut), 5892 nucleotides. RefSeq names its product pleckstrin homology domain containing, family A member 6 (gene plekha6). Bases 523 to 3972 code for a protein of 1149 amino acids. The record is from RefSeq and is a predicted model, not a curated record. NCBI's taxonomy places the organism in Eukaryota, Metazoa, Chordata, Actinopteri, Pleuronectiformes, Pleuronectidae. The transcript has 27 exons.
AUGUGAUGUUAUAAUACCCAGGGAUUUUCAGGUUUUUUCCAGGCAUGCUCUGUAGCUUCCUUUCCUCCCUCUAUCCAUACCAAUCUGAGGAGAUGUUGCCUUGUAUUGUCCUGCAUCCAGCCACUCGCUCAGCUGUCCUUCCUGGGGGAUCUAUUCUUAGCUGGUGGUGACGUUUACCAUGGUAACGACUAAGGGCUUAAUAAUGUGUUAGAGCACUGUCUUGCAAUACACUGAUCGGUAAGAUACACAUGUUGGAAUACACGUGCAUGGUGACAUGCAAAAAGCAGCGAUGUUGCAGCAUUUGUACCUGUGAGUGUUUUGCAUCUGUCGCAUGUUGGAAAAGUCAUCAACAACCCAGCUCGCUAGUGGUGAAUCCUGCUGGGGAACUCCUAUCGUCUCAUCCAGACUUUCUGCGAACUUUAAGAAGGUCUCACUCGGACAAGUACAGUAUAGUGUCAACAUGACCCCAGUGGACCAGCUGGAAAAGCAGUGAGCCUGAUCCAGUUGGAAGAAACUAAACUCAUGCACUCUUAUCUGCAGAACUGUGAUUUUGAUAUGAAUGCAAAGAUGAAUACUUCUGUUGAAAAGUUCACUCACUCAAAGGGUGCCAGUGUGGUGUCAGACCCAUCUCCAGAAGCCCAGCCUGAUACUCAGAUGUCUUGUGCACCCAGAAAGGCUGCUAUGUUUGGAAAGCGCUCCAACUGCAUGCGUAGGAAUCCCAAAGCAGAGGUUUCUAAACAGGGAUGGCUAUACAAGCAGGCCAGUAGUGGAGUAAAGCAAUGGAACAAGCGCUGGUUCGUCCUCACUGAACGAUGUCUAUUCUACUACAAAGAUGAGAGGGAGGACUCUGUUUUAGGGAGUUUACUGCUGCUCAGUUUCCGGAUAAGUCGAGUGGAGCCUGCAGAUAACAUCACCCGCAAGUUUGCCUUUAAGGCGUGGUUGGAGGAGUGUGAAAAGGAGGAGCUGAAGAAUCCCAUUGUGUUUUGCUUGCAGGCAGAGCACGCUCGGACCAGGACGUACUACUUCAGCACAGACAGCCAUGAGGAGCAGGAGAAAUGGAUCACAGCUAUGAGUGAGGCUGCAGGAGUCAUCGUUCAGCCAACGCAGAGGACAAACUACACAGACACCACAGGUGAUCUCAACCAAACUAUGGUGACCAAGGCACCUGACCCUCAGCAGCAUCCCCAACCUCAAACACACAAUGAAACUGAGACCGACCUGCCCACCCACCCUAACAUUAAUGAGGCCAACAGCCUUCAAACACUAUUGCUUUCUACUCACCACUCAGAUCAACAGGGAAAAAAGAUUGAGAGAGGAGAAAGUAGAGGAGGUGAAGAUAAUGGAGGAGAACCUGGUUCUGGUCAUGCACCUCACCUAAUUCAUCAUCCAAAUGGUUGGGGCAGCUUUUGCCCAGCCAAUAUUAUGUCCCACAACGGCAAUAACAAACAUCCUCUGUCCAGGAGGAACAGUGGACACCGUGCCUCUCAUGGACAUUCAGAGAGCGUUGUCGGUCCAUUGCAGGACCCCAGGGAGCAGCAAGAGAAUGUUGUGUUGAGGAGAGGCUUUGUGCCCAGGACAGUUCCAGAGAGGGUGGCUCAGAGGAAAAGCUCCAUGGCUCAGCUGCAGCAGUGGGUCAACCAGAGGCGGGGCAUGGUUUCCCAGGACGACAUCAACAGCCCAUCUCAAUACUACCCAGUUAAUCGGAUGGUCUCUGCUGACUACUGUGGCUAUCCUGGUGGUCCCCAGUAUGUGGAGGAGUUCCCUAUAUACCCAUCAGGUGUCCGACCAGACAGCAUCUGCUCCGUCUCUGCUGUGGGGGGAUAUGAUAGAGGCUGGACUGCGGAGCAGCGUCACCCUCUGAGGGAUGGACCUCAUCAGCUGUAUGCACACCUAAUGCCCAGGGACCCAUGGGGGGCACAGUACUAUGGGGGAAUGGAAUCAUCCAUGAGGCGACUGUCCAUCCAGCCACGCUCCAGGUCUGUGCCUAGGUCAUCUUCUUCCUCGUCAGGGGGGCCCUACUCACCGGUGCCUCCAAACUUUGCCUCACCAGCUCGAUCAUUAUCAGCCCGAUUUCCAGGGAAGGUGAGGGAUGAUGUGAUCUAUGCUGAUCCAUCAAUUUACAGCCUGAGAAGAUCUCUCGGCUCACCAAAGUAUGACUACUCUGGCGACAGGAGGUCCUUAAGCCAAGGAUUAUACCACCAUAACUACCCUGUAUCCCCUACCAUCCACAAUAAAAUGGAGGACAUAUUAGACCUUCAACUCCAACGUAACCUGGAAUACCUAGAUGAGCAGGUGCCUCUUUUCCAUGAUGUCUACAGCAGAGAGUUACAUCCCACACUGAAGCUCAAUGAGAUUGAAACCAGUAAACUCUUGGGUCGACUGUGUGAGCAGAAUCGAAUAUUGAAAGACCAUAAGGCUGUUGUCCACAGACUGAGAAUGGACAAGGACAGCCUAGAAGAAGUGCUGGUUGCAACUCAUCGGGAGAUCGAGCUGUACCAUAACCAGCCUUUGGCCAUGGAAAAGCUACAGUUCAAAAAAGAAACCCUGCAGAGCCAGCUCAUCAACAUUAGAGGGGAGCUCUCACAGGCCUCCAGUGCUCUAACCACCACUCUCAUGGAGUUUGAAGCAUUAGAGGAUGAGGCCAACGCUAUCCAUGGAGAUCUAUGGGAGCAGCUUAAUGCAGGAGGACAGAGUGAACUUGUGCGGAGGCACAUCCAGAAAGAGUUUUGGAGAGUCCAGGAUGUUUUGGAAGGACUGCACAAGAAUAACUUAUCCAGAGGUACUGACACAGCCAAGCACCGAGUGGCCAGCGGUGCAUCAGGCUCCUUUAGCACAAAUAGUCCAGCCAGUCCCCUGAGCUCAAUAAGCCUCACCAGCCCACUCAGCCCCUUCUCCCCAGUGCCUGGCUCCCACGUCUCCCCCAACAAACAGCUGGGCCCGGAGGAAACUAUUCCCCCAAGGCCUCCUCUCCCCAAGACCUAUUACCCUUUGGAGCUCUCCCCUACCCAUCCCCCCUCCAUCCCCCCUUUGCCCUUUGACAGCACCGCCUGGCUACGCAGCUUGUGCCGUGAUGAUGGUUACCUUGAUGGUGAAGAUUCUCACAUCAGAAAGCUCCAGGUUGGUGAACAGAACACUCUGACUGAUAUGCAGGACCUGUUCCAGGAGAGGCAAUACAUCAUGAAUAAAGUUGGCAUUGUUCCUCCUAGAACCAAGGCCCCCAUUGACGAAUUACACAGCAGCUCUACUGAAGUGUCUCGGCAUUUUGGCAGGGUGCGGAAUGGAAUCUCUAGGGAACGUCCAAAGAGUGCUGUGUUUCCUGCAGAGAUGAAGUCAAAGAUGAGCAUAGAAGAGCAGAAUGAGCGAAUCCGCCGCAACCAGAGCAGCUCUGUCAGGGAGAAGAGGCGGAGCCUAAACCUCUCAGGUGGCCAGUCUUCAGCCAACUACAAAGUGGUGCGGAGGCGGUUGACUGCUCUUGAGAUCGACAUUAAAGAAAUAGAAACAGCAGUUCGAGGCCAGGGCCAAGAGUCACCACGGGAAGAAAUUGCUCGGCUGAGACGAUUACAGAUGGAACCACAACACUACGAUCUGGACGUUAGUGAGGAGCUGGUCGCUUCAAACAAGGUUCUGAUUCCAGAGCGCUACCUUGAUGAGGAGGACACCACUCCUCUGAGUCCUGAGGAACAGAAGGAGAAGCAGAAGAAACUAGAGCGGAUCAAGACACUCAUUGCCAAAUCAAAUUUGCAGAACAUGGUUCCUCUUCUGGAUGGCCCAGUGGAAGGUGGUGCUCUGGUCAGCUCCCAGCAGCAGUUGCAAGAACAAGAGAAGCGAAUUGAGAUCUCCUGCGCUCUGGCUGCUGAGGCCUCUCGUCGUAGCCGCAUUCUCUCUGCCCAGUGCGCCCCGAGCCCCCCAACUUCCCCAACCAACCUGGCCCCUUCUGACUUCCCCAACUCUGCCCACAUCAUGAAGGUGUGAGUCUUACAAGCUCAAGCCUUGGCUGCUUUUAUAUUUGAUGGAGCAUCUUUCUGAGGAUUCACUGGACAACGUGAGACAUGGAGAUGGUCACAGAAAAUUAAUUUUUUUAGCACUUAACUGAUACUUAAAACAAAUGUGAAAGGACCUUUUUACGAGGCAAGAGCACAUUUAAAACCCAAAUUUAAGCCAUAAAGACUCCCUGCCCCAAAUUCAUCCAACCCAAAACACCCACAUACUUUGUGUGUAUACAGUUGCACAAAAAAAGGCAGAAGAUCCCUUACCAUCUUCAAGUUCUGUAAUAUUUCUAUAUAAUUUAGUUAGGAACAUGUUUUACAAAAGAGAGAUUACUUUUGAACUACGAUGAUAAUGAGUUUUACAAUGGGAAUACUGCAUACAAAAGGCCCACACUGAAGAUAUGAGGGAAAAGAUUGGAAUGAGGCCAAGUGAAUAUCACUGAGGUCAACUAAAAGACAAGAGUGGGAUCAGUGACACACUAAGAAUUCAGGAUAUAAUGACACUUUGACAUAAGACCGAAACAAGAUGCCUCUUAUAAUUUGUGAAAACCUGAGGACUCUUGUUGCAAACUCACUGUGAUGACUGUUUAAGCUAGACCUCAUGUAACAUGGAUUGCAUGAGCACCCAUCUUUCACUCUGAGCAUGACAGAAAACAGAAUUUGUUUCCAGGCAGAGCUAAAGAUGAACAACAUUAAAUAAACCAUGAUCCAUCUUACAGUGCUGCUAACAAUAACACAUUGUCUUACAUCAGAAUCAGAAAAUGACACGUUAAACACAACAUUGAUUUUCAUAACUUGUAUCCUCUACCUCUUUAAUAUUUGCUGUCAUCACUGAGAUUUUAUUUACACAAGUACGGGUGGGUAUAUACUGAUAUACUUCUAAAUGAAAAAUGUAAUUCUUAAAUUAGUUCUGUAAUUACUACAUUAAGUGUUUGAGUAUGAAUAUAAGCUCCAUUUGUCAUGCUUUUAGGCCCAUGUAGUCUGCAUUUGGAACAGCGGACUGUAUUGAGGUUGAUUGUCCAAGUAAAGUAAAGCUCAUGACAUCUAGACAGGGGUUCUGCAGUAAGUAUAAUUUUAGCUAUACACUUUCCCACAUUGAAGCACACGGCUUUAAAGACUCCACCUGCUCUUAGUACGAAAUUGCCAUUGGUCAUAGACCAAUAUUAGUAUAUUUGGGGGCCAAAAUUUUGUUUGUACUGGAGCCUUUUCUCAUAUUGACUUCACUCUCUGGUGUGGAUUACCAGUCACAUUGUUCAAAAUGAAAUCCCUAAAUUAUGUAUGUGUAUAAAUAUGCAAAUUUUGUCUCAUACUAAGACAGACACAUUUACAAUGUCUGGGCAUGCUGUCUGUUUAGUUCAGUUCUGUCUGAUGUGUUCAGACCAGAGUUGUGACACAGCAAAUGUCAUGGGGCAAGUAUUAUGAUAAAGAGCACAACACCAGCAGUUGAUUACAUACAGUAUUUACCAUCUUUUGGUUAAAUACUUUGGCAUUUCGCAUCAGACUUAGUGGACUUCAUCAUAGUGCUUAAGAAAUGCCCCAGUGAUUAUCUACACAUAUAUAGGUAAAGUAUGUUGGAUAUUUCUUUAUAAAUGGAUUACUGUUUGUUUAAGGUGAUAAUAGAAGUGACCUUAGAAGAGUAACAGCAACAUAAUAAUGACUCUCCGUGGAGGAGUUAGCUAAUGAUGCCAUAAUUUGAGAGCAAUUACCCUAUAUACUGGGAAAUACUGUCAUGUAACAUAUUCUCAUAAUGUUUCAUCCUGUCAUGCAGUGCCAAAAGUCUACAAAGUGUGUUUUAUGUGUUGUGAUGAAUGGACGUCUUAAUGACAAGACUAAUGGUUUGAAUCUGGAUGAAACACAAUGAUUGAUGGCUUGAAGGUUUGAAAUAAAGGAACUCUUUGAUUAUGAA